This is a messenger RNA of Vitrella brassicaformis, 984 nucleotides long. The record is from the annotation of a GenBank genome assembly. NCBI's taxonomy places the organism in Eukaryota, Vitrellaceae.
AUUCAGAAUGGGUGCGUGUGUGACGACAGACAGACAGACGGACAGCACUGACUUGAUGCGUACAAGGAGUGAAUGUCGACAGUCCUCGACAAUCGCAUGAAUGCAAUGCAUUGCACACCGGCAGUGAAGUGCCUGCCUUAUCCAGCCAAGAAGGGGGAAAGCAGCCAGUCAGAUGCCCUGCCUGCCUCCCGCUCGGCUCGCUCAUCUCAUCCAUUCCUUCCACCAUGCGACCAUCAGUCGCUUGGAGCCAUCCAGAUCAGACACAUACACACCAUACACCUUCCCAAACUACACAGCAGCCGUGUGCACGGGCGGUCUUGGUGGGGCGGCCACUGAGCGCGACUGCAUGUUGAUACGUCUGCAGCAAUGGCACGAACACACCGACCGCAGCGAUGCAUGCAUACGACACGCACUCCUCUCCUCUCUCCUCGUUUGCUCGCUCACUUGAGGUUGUUCUGGUAGGCGUUGAGCAUCCUCUUGAUGGCCAUCGCAUUGGUGCCAUCCACCAGCACCACCCGCCGUUUCUUCAUCUUCUUCUGCCCGCUCUUCUUGCUCAGGAGAUGCUGCCUCCCCACUAUCUUGCGCAUCAGCUUGCCCCCAGCCGUCACCUUGAUCCGCUUCGCCGCAGCCUUGACCGUCUUCCUUUCUCCGGGCGUGUGUUUGCGCAUUGUCAGGACGCUUCGCGUCGACGGCAGCGGCAUCGCAGAGGGGGAGAGGGCGAAGGGGGAGGGACGCACUGCCGCCACGUGGGGCAGAAAGGCCUCAGAAGACUCCAGCAGCAGAUCACGCAGAACGGACGGGUGGAUGUCAAGAUCUUCAGAUGAGGCCGCUCCUGCCUUCAUGACGAAGGCCGCGACGGCCGAUAGGCACACCCACGGCCACUUCAUUGCGCAGACGGGUGGAACGGAGAUCUACGGAAAAAGCUCGCAAUUGAUGGAGGGGAGGAGGACGUGGCCGGUGGGUUGAGAUUGUCAAUGACUCAUG